AUGACUAGUGAUGAUACGUUCAAGCGCAACAUCCAGCUGUCGGACUCUCCUGACGAGUGCCUUGGAGUCGGCAUUAAGAUUAUCCAGAAUGCCUUUAUUUCUAAGAUGCAGUCGUUGGAGCACGAGGUUCGUGUCCUACGCUUGAGCCUCGACCAAGAGAAGGCUGCUCAUAUGCAAACUAUAAAGAAAGCCAAUGCGCUGAAUGUGGAACAUAUUGAUUCUCGUGAGAGAUGCCAGAAGUUACAGGAGGAGAACAGGAACCUUAUUCAGAACCUGAGGGUUUCAAAUCAACAGUUGGAGCACCUCAAGCGUCUCAAGCAGACUCUAGUCGGAGGCUUGGAAUCCUUCCAGAGUGAAUCACAUAGGAUGCACGAUGGUGAUAGCAUCGCUCCUAUGGCGGCUUCCCCGGCUCCCACACCUAUGUGCACUACCAGUGCUAUGCCUGAUGUGAGUGGUGAUAGCGGGGCUGGGGGCCCUCCCAGUAAGAUCGAUGCUAAGAGGUUCUUCAAAAUGGCUAGGUCGAGGUUGUCGCAUGAGUCCUUUGGCAAGCUCUUAGUUAGUAUUAAGCGUCUCCAUGCAGAGGAGCAAAGUGCUGAUGCUACUCUAGCUGAUGUGGAGAAGAUCUUUGCUGAUGAUGGAAAGAGAAGCGACGAUCUGUGUUCGGACUUGGCCGCUCUACUGCAUAGGCGUGAUUGA
This is a messenger RNA of Perkinsus marinus ATCC 50983, 696 nucleotides long. RefSeq lists its product as hypothetical. The transcript is spliced from 7 exons. The coding region runs from base 1 to 696 and encodes 231 amino acids. NCBI's taxonomy places the organism in Eukaryota, Perkinsozoa, Perkinsida, Perkinsidae. The record is from RefSeq and is a predicted model, not a curated record.